AUGCUUGCCUUCAUUUUUACCAUUGAGGAGAUCAAUAGGAAUACUCGUCUUUUACCCAACAUAUCUUUGGGCUAUGAGUCCCAUAAUUCCCUGAACAGUAAAGGGAAUAUAUUGGAAAAUGUCCUAAGAUUGCACACAGGACAAGAUGAGAUCCCAAACUACAUGUGUGGGGGAGAGAGCAAAUCUGUAGCAUUACUGACAGGAACAUCAGCAGCAACAUCUGAACAAAGUGCACCACUGCUGGAGCUCUACAAGUUUCCACAGCUGGCCUUUGGCUCUUUUGAUCCAGUCCUGAGUGAGUACGGCCAGUUCCCUUCCCUCUAUCAGAUGGCUCCAAAGGAUACUUCUCUGGCCCUUGGCAUGGUCUCCUUGAUGCGUCAUUUCAGCUGGAACUGGGUGGGACUUGUCAUCACAGAAGGUCCAAAAGGGCUUCAGUUUCUCUCAGAUAUGAGAUCAGAGAUGGAUAAAAAUAGGAUCUGUGCAGCAUUUUGGAAGAUACUCAGUAGUUCUUCUCUAGUAUAUGCAUCAAGUUCACCAUAUGAUUUUUUAAUUAGAGAAACAUCCUUAGUAAAGGUUAUUUUCCUUUACUAUGAUACUGAUGGUGUAAAUGAUAUAAACCAUUAUAUAGGGCUACAUUUAGUGACACAGAUAGUCUGGGUGACAAACUCACAAUGGCAUGCUGACAUGACGGGGAAAAAUUUUAUAUUGGACACAUUCCAUGGGAUUCUCAUUUUUUCCAACCACCACGAGGAAGUUUCUGGUUUUAAAAGCUUUCUCCAGCGAGUCAAGCCAUCUAGCUACCCUGCAGACAUUUUCUUGCAGCAUCUUUGGUACUCCAGUUUCCAUUGCUCAUUGUCUGAGUCUGACUGUGUUUUGGAAAACUGUGCUCCCAAUGCCUCCUUGGCUCAGUUACCUGCAAAUCGUUUAGAGCCGGCCAUGAGUGAUGCGAGUUACAAUAUUUACAAUGCUGUGUACGCUGUGGCCCAUGCCCUGCAUGAGAUGCUUCUUCGGCAAUUAGAGAUGCAACCAGUGAGAAACGGGUCAGGCAUCGUGACUUCUCCCUGGAAGCUCCAUUCCUUGUUAAAGAACAUCAAGUUUGACACUUGUGCUGGAGAGCACGUGAAUUUGGACAAAGAAAGAAAACUUCAUAUAAAGUUUGACAUUCUCAAAUUUUGGAACUUUCCUGAAGGUCUUAGGCUUAAGGUUAAAGUAGGAGAAUUUUCUCCUCAUGUUCCAAAUGGGCAGCAGUUGACUUUAUCUGAGAUGAUACAAUGGGACUCAUUAAUUGCAAAGAUUCCCCACUCUGUUUGUACUGAGAGUUGCAAUCCUGGAUUCAGGAAGUCCCCUCAGGAGGGAAAGCCUUCUUGCUGUUUUGAUUGCAGCAUUUGUUCAGAGGGUGAGAUUGCCAAUGAAACAGAUAUGGAUCAGUGUGUGAAGUGUCCAGACCACCAGUAUGCCAACAUUCAGAGAAAUCGCUGCAUCCAAAAAUCAGUGACUUUUCUGGCUUAUGAAGACACCCUCGGAAAGAUGCUGACUGGCACAGCCUUGUGCUUUACUGUUCUCACGGUUGUUGUUCUUGGACUCUUUGUGAAGCACCGAGACACUCCCAUCGUCAAGGCCAACAACCGGGCUCUCAGUUACAUCCUCCUCACCUCCCUUACCUGCUGUUUCCUCUGUUCCUUGCUCUUCAUUGGUCAUCCCAACACAGCCACCUGUAUACUUCAGCAGACCACAUUUGGAGUUGUGUUCACUGUGGUUGUUUCCACUGUCUUGGCUAAAACCAUUACUGUGGUGCUGGCCUUUAAGGUCACUGCUCCAGGCAGAAAGAUGAGGCAGUUUCUGGUAUCAGGAGCACCAAACUACAUCAUCCCCAUCUGCUCUCUGAUCCAACUCACUCUUUGCGGAAUCUGGAUGGGGACAAAUCCACCCUACAUUGACACAGAUGCACACUCUGAACAAGGCCAAAUCAUCAUCGUGUGCAACAAGGGCUCCCUCACUGCCUUCUACUGUGUCCUGGGAUACCUGGGCUCCCUGGCCCUGGUGAGCUUCACUGUGGCUUUCCUGGCCAGGAAACUGCCUGACACCUUCAAUGAAGCCAAGUUCCUGACCUUCAGCAUGCUGGUGUUCUGUAGUGUGUGGGUCACCUUCCUGCCCGUGUACCACAGCACCAAAGGGAAGGUUAUGGUGGCCAUGGAGGUUUUUUCUAUCUUGGCUUCCAGUGCAGGGUUGCUGGGCUGCAUCUUUGCUCCUAAGUGUUACAUUAUUUUGUUAAGACCAGAUAGCAAUUAUCUGCAUGGAUCAAGAGAUAAAAUGUAUUCUAAGAAAAAUAAGCAUUAUUAA
Messenger RNA from Octodon degus (degu), 2340 nucleotides. RefSeq names its product vomeronasal type-2 receptor 116-like. Gene Ontology annotation, cellular component: membrane. Bases 1 to 2340 code for a protein of 779 amino acids. NCBI's taxonomy places the organism in Eukaryota, Metazoa, Chordata, Mammalia, Rodentia, Octodontidae. Gene Ontology annotation, biological process: G protein-coupled receptor signaling pathway. The record is from RefSeq and is a predicted model, not a curated record. The transcript is spliced from 5 exons. Gene Ontology annotation, molecular function: G protein-coupled receptor activity.